AGGCCAGAACCAGCAGUACCACUGACCAACUCAAAUCAGUAAGAUGAAAACGAGCUAGUUUUCGCUGGGUGCAUUUUACCUCUCCAAGAAAAUACUUACUUUUUGAAGUCCGGACUACCUGCGUCGAUCUGUUUGGACGAUUCUCGUACGAAAGAUUCCACUCCUAGUCGAAACGUGAUUGCAAGUUUUGCGUUGCACCAGUGUGUUACCGUGAUUAGUACAACAGUUUUGUGAUUCAAGUACAAUUAUAUUAGUGAAAAUCGUUGAUACCGAGAAUCUCGCAUCAAGAUGCCGCAGGUCAUUGAAGUUUAUACCCCACUACCAACCAACUUUGGGUGCACCCCGAAGUUGCGCACCGUCCCGAAGCCGGUCAACGCAAUCCGUGGCGUACCGGUGGUGAACGGUGAGCUUGGCCAACUAUCGGCCAAGAUCCGUGCCUUCCUCGAGGAUUCGGUCGGCCUUUGCCAACCUGAUCGCGUCCACAUCGUGGACGGUGGGGACAAGGAGAGUGCGACCCUACUGGCCACCCUCCAGGCCCAGGGAACGAUCCAACCGUUGCCCAAGUAUGAGAACUGCUGGCUUGCGCGCACCAACCCGGCCGAUGUGGCCCGUGUCGAGUCGAAGACGUUCAUCUGUACCGAGCGCCGCGAGCAGGCCAUUCCCACGCCGAAGGAUGGCGUCAAGGGAACGCUCGGUAACUGGAUCGCUCCGGCCGAGUACGAGGCCGCGAUCCGGGCGCGCUUCCCGGGCUGCAUGAAGGGACGCACCAUGUACGUGGUGCCAUUCUCGAUGGGACCGAUCGCAUCGCCGCUGUCCAAGUUUGGUAUCGAAGUUACCGAUUCGGCGUACGUCGUGUGCUCGAUGCGCGUCAUGACCCGCAUGGGACGGGAAGUGCUGGAAAAGCUGGCGGACAACUCGGACUUUAUCAAGUGUCUCCACUCGGUUGGAACUCCGGCCAACGGCAAGAUCGCCAUGCCAUCGUGGCCGUGCGAUCCUGAGCGCACCAUCAUCCUGCACAAGCCGGCCAACAACGAAAUCGUCUCGUACGGAUCGGGCUACGGCGGCAACUCGCUGCUUGGUAAGAAGUGCUUCGCUCUGCGUAUCGGAAGCACCAUUGCCCAGCGCGAAGGAUGGCUCGCUGAGCACAUGCUGAUCUUGGGCGUCACCGAUCCCAACGGUGUGAAGAAGUACAUUGCCGCCGCUUUCCCGUCCGCCUGCGGAAAGACCAACCUGGCCAUGAUGAAUCCCACCCUUCCGGGGUACAAGAUGGAGUGCGUUGGGGAUGAUAUCGCGUGGAUGAAGUUCGACUCGAAGGGUCAGCUGCGUGCGAUCAACCCGGAGAACGGAUUCUUCGGAGUUGCUCCCGGAACGUCAACGGAAACCAAUCCGAACGCCAUGCAGACCGUGUACAAGAACACGAUCUUUACCAACGUGGCCGCCACCUCGGACGGUGGUGUCUUCUGGGAAGGCAUGGAAAAGGAAAUUGAUCCCUCCGUUGAAAUCACCGACUGGUUGGGCCAGCCGUGGAAGAUGGGUGAAAGCAAAACUCCAGCCGCUCACCCGAAUUCCCGGUUUUGUUCGCCCGCCAGCCAGUGUCCGAUCAUCGAUCCGGCCUGGGAAGACAAUGCCGGAGUCCCAAUCUCCGCCAUCCUCUUUGGAGGUCGUCGUCCAGAGGGUGUCCCCCUGGUGUAUGAAGCCAACUCGUGGUCCCACGGAGUCUUCCUCGGCUCGGCCAUGCGCAGCGAGACAACUGCAGCGGCAGAACACAAGGGCAAGAUGAUCAUGAACGAUCCGUUCGCGAUGCGUCCCUUCUUCGGGUACAACUUCGGUGACUACCUGAAGCACUGGCUCAGCAUGGAGGAACGCGCUGCCAAGCUCGGCGGACACGUUCCCAAGAUCUUCCACGUAAAUUGGUUCCGCAAGGAUGCCAACGGAAAGUUCCUGUGGCCCGGGUUCGGCGAGAAUACCCGCGUUCUGGAGUGGAUCCUUCAUCGUAUCGAUGAUCACGAGUGCUACCGGGAAACCCCGAUUGGUCGAGUUCCAAGUAGCUUGAAUCUUACCGGACUGAGCGGCACAAUCAACGAGAAGGAACUGUUCUCGAUACCGAAGCAGUUCUGGUUGAAGGAAGUUGACGACAUCAAGCAGUACUAUGACAACCAGCUGGCCCAAGAUUUGCCGGCGGAAAUCGCCAAAGAACUGCACGAGCUCAAGGGUCGUGUUGAGCAAAUGUAGACCACUAGUAGAUAAGAGACUCACGUAUUACUUUUAAUUAGUUUAAAUUAUUCGGAUAGCUUGUGAUACCGCAAAGUUCUUUUGUAAAGAACCACCCAAUAAUAAACUGUACAUUUUAUAUACUGA
This is a messenger RNA of Culex pipiens pallens (northern house mosquito), 2358 nucleotides long. Its product is annotated as phosphoenolpyruvate carboxykinase [GTP]-like. The coding region runs from base 289 to 2232 and encodes 647 amino acids. Gene Ontology annotation, molecular function: GTP binding; phosphoenolpyruvate carboxykinase (GTP) activity; manganese ion binding. NCBI's taxonomy places the organism in Eukaryota, Metazoa, Arthropoda, Insecta, Diptera, Culicidae. Gene Ontology annotation, biological process: cellular response to dexamethasone stimulus; gluconeogenesis; hepatocyte differentiation. The transcript has 3 exons. Gene Ontology annotation, cellular component: cytosol. The record is from RefSeq and is a predicted model, not a curated record.